UGCAGCUCGGGCCACGGCGGUUUCACGUCUGCUAGUCGAGGACCCGCUGGUUUUUUCGUCGAGCGCGGAAUUUGACCAUUUCCCUCCAUCUGGCAGCUUGCUAUUCUAAUGAGCCUGACGUCGGUGGAUACAUGGUUAUAAGAAGGCAGGGCGAGGAACUGGUUCAUUCAUAAAGUGAGCGGCGCAGCGAGUAGGAGCAGCAGCAGCGGGAGCACCAUCAUCGGACGCUAGAACACCGCACAGGAUUUAUUUUAAAGAAAAAUAGUUGUUCUCUUACAAACGGGAAACUGGAUUCAAGAGGAAACAAAUCGUGGCUGUUCAACGAUUGGGAGGACAUGUACCAGGGAUUCUCAGGCGACUUCGACUCGGCUUCAAGAUGCAGCUCUUCGCCCUCGGAGCCUCAGUAUCUGUCAUCCGUGGAUUCCUUCAGUCAGAGUAUUGGCAGCCCGACCACCGCGGCCCAGGAGUGUGCGACGGGCGUUGGCGAGUUGCCAGGAUCCUUUGUGCCAACUCUCACCGCCAUUACCACCAGCCAGGAUCUCCAGUGGAUGGUUCAACCGACCGUCAUUUCCUCGGUGGCUCAGACACAGCCCCAGCCUCCACUCCCCUCCAUGGCCCAUCCAUCCAUGGACCCGUAUAACCUCCCGAGCACCAGCUACUCCGCCCCUGCCAUGUGCUCCUAUAGCAGCGGCGAGCCGUCCAGGCCCGCCCGAGCUGGCCGCUCCAGAAGGGCCCGCGAUGAGACGCUGACCGCCGAGGAGGAGGAGAAGCGCCGUGUCCGCAGAGAGAGAAACAAACUGGCCGCCGCCAAGUGUCGCAACCGGCGCCGGGAGCUGACCGACCGUCUGCAGAGCGAGACGGACGAGCUAGAGGAGGAGAAGGCCGAGCUACAGUCUCAGAUCGCCGAGCUUCACAAGGAGAAGGAGCGGCUGGAGUUUGUGCUGGUGGCCCACAAGCCCGCCUGUAAGAUCCCGUUCCAGGACCCCCUGAACACGCAGCCGCCGAGUGCGGCCGGUGCCGAGGUGAGCUCUCUCGGAUUGCCCCUGGGCAUGGACGGGAAGGAGCCCACGUUGACCGGGAACUACCCGCCGGGCUACCAGCUGCCGGCGGAGGUACCGUUCAGUAGCCCUUUCUACCCGCCUUGCCAGACCGUCCAGCCAUUUUUGAAUAGUAGCGCCGACACCUCAUACACGUCUUCAUUUGUGUUCACCUACCCAGAGGGAAGUAGCUGCGGCCUCGUUCACCAGCGGAACAGCAACAGCGACCAAUCCUCCGACUCUUUGAACUCGCCAUCUCUGCUGGCUCUCUAACCUGCUCUAAACUCAU
Amblyraja radiata (thorny skate) is the source of this 1326-nucleotide messenger RNA. RefSeq names its product FosB proto-oncogene, AP-1 transcription factor subunit (gene fosb). Bases 336 to 1310 code for a protein of 324 amino acids. The record is from RefSeq and is a predicted model, not a curated record. NCBI's taxonomy places the organism in Eukaryota, Metazoa, Chordata, Chondrichthyes, Rajiformes, Rajidae. Gene Ontology annotation, cellular component: nucleus. Gene Ontology annotation, biological process: regulation of transcription by RNA polymerase II. Gene Ontology annotation, molecular function: DNA-binding transcription factor activity, RNA polymerase II-specific; RNA polymerase II cis-regulatory region sequence-specific DNA binding. The transcript is spliced from 4 exons.